Chaetomium fimeti is the source of this 1224-nucleotide messenger RNA. RefSeq lists its product as uncharacterized. Gene Ontology annotation, molecular function: electron transfer activity; flavin adenine dinucleotide binding. The record is from RefSeq and is a predicted model, not a curated record. NCBI's taxonomy places the organism in Eukaryota, Fungi, Ascomycota, Sordariomycetes, Sordariales, Chaetomiaceae. The transcript has a single exon. The coding region runs from base 129 to 1181 and encodes 350 amino acids. Gene Ontology annotation, biological process: fatty acid beta-oxidation using acyl-CoA dehydrogenase. Gene Ontology annotation, cellular component: mitochondrion.
CCGUCAUCGAGCCUCGAAACUGGAAAGCAGGACCGUUCCGUUUCCCAACCCACCCGGUUGAGAUCUUGGAAGAUCAAGUCACAAUUCGCCGGCCAGCCCCCUUCCCACAAACCAAUUCAUUCGAAACCAUGUUGUCGGCCGGCAGCCGGGCGUUCUCGGCGCUCGCCCGCCCGACACUCCGGAAUGCGACGACUCCCGCCUUCGCCAGGUCCCCCGCGGCUUUGCGUCGCCUACUCUCGGCCCUCGCCAUCCUCGAGCAGCGGGACGGCCAGCUCAACACCGGUUCGCUAAGCGCCAUCAGCGCUGCCCAGAAACUCGGAGGUUCCGUUCACGGCUUCCUUGCCGGCAGCAACAUCAAGCCCGUGGCCGCGGAGGCAGCCAAGGUCGAGGGCGUCGAGAAGAUCGUGGCGGUGGAAAACGGCGCAUACGACAGGGGACUGCCAGAGAACUACGCCCCGCUGCUCGUCGAGAACAUCAAGAAGGGCGGCUACACGCACGUCAUUGCGGGCAACACGGCCUUUGGCAAGAAUGUCAUGCCCCGCGUGGCGGCCCUGCUCGACUCCCAGCAGAUCUCGGAUAUCACGGCCAUUGAGAACGACAAGACGUUUGUGCGCCCCAUCUACGCGGGCAACGCCAUUGCCACGGUCGAGUCCUCGGAUGCGAUCAAGGUGAUUACCGUGCGCGGCACCGCAUUCCCCGCGGCGGCCAUCGCGGGCGGUUCCGCUGCCGUCGAGGACGGCGUCGACCCCAAGGCGGAGAGCGCGGCGGAGUGGGUGUCGGAAGACCUGGCCAAGUCGGACCGGCCGGACCUAGCGACGGCAAGCAGGGUUGUUUCGGGCGGGCGGGGGUUAAAGUCGAAGGAGGAAUUUGACAGGGUUAUGUUGCCCCUGGCCGACUCGCUCGGCGCUGCGGUCGGUGCGUCCCGCGCGGCGGUCGACAGCGGGUAUGCGGACAACAGCUUGCAGGUCGGGCAGACGGGCAAGGUGGUUGCGCCGGAGCUGUACAUGGCUGUGGGUAUCUCGGGUGCGAUCCAGCAUCUGGCAGGUAUGAAGGACAGCAAGGUGAUUGCGGCCAUCAACAAGGAUGCGGACGCGCCGAUCUUCCAGGUGGCGGAUGUCGGGCUCGUGGGGGAUCUGUUUGACAAGGUACCCGAGCUGACGGAGAAGCUGAACAAGGCGUAGACGUUACAGUUAUAGUUACAAAAAUGUACAAAUAUCUACUCGA